Messenger RNA from Mizuhopecten yessoensis (Yesso scallop), 2966 nucleotides. Its product is annotated as H(+)/Cl(-) exchange transporter 7-like. Gene Ontology annotation, cellular component: lysosomal membrane; intracellular membrane-bounded organelle. Gene Ontology annotation, molecular function: voltage-gated chloride channel activity. The transcript is spliced from 23 exons. The record is from RefSeq and is a predicted model, not a curated record. Lineage: Eukaryota; Metazoa; Mollusca; Bivalvia; Pectinida; Pectinidae. Gene Ontology annotation, biological process: transmembrane transport; chloride transport. The coding region runs from base 121 to 2481 and encodes 786 amino acids.
UCCUGUUUCCUUUCAAUAACUUCGUUCAUUCAUUCCUUGGAUCUUGGUUAUUUUUUGUCUGAGAACCAUUGUGUGGUUGCUUUAUACACCGCCAAUUUUUUUAAGGAGGGUUAUGGGAAAAUGUUUACGAAAGACAGGAAGCUUAAGAAAUCGGCAAAAUACACAAGAGAUGACGUUCCGCUUCAAUUGUUCAAAGUGAAUUCCAACUACGGAAGUGUACAUUUUAGAGAUGAUGAUGGAAGCAGUGACCUAGAAAACCAAACUGAACAUUCAGGCAAUGAUAAAGAUAUUUCAGAUGAAAAAAUACUUUCUGGAACAUUUGAAAGUUUAGAUUAUGAUCAAUGUGAAAACGAGCUCUUUCAGCAAGAGGAAAGGAAAUCCUCUAAGGCCUACAUUAAGAAGGAGGUGGUGCGAUGGUUGGUGUUCGGACUAAUCGGAAUCCUGACGGGACUCAUCGCCUGUGUCAUUGAUAACAUGGUCAUCCUCUCCACCAAACUGAAGUUCUCCUACAUUAAAACUGUGGUUGAUAGCUGUGUUGAUGCUAAUCUAUCCUGUUUUCAUUGGCCAUUUCUGAUUUGGGUUGGAAUCAAUGCAGUACUGGUCCUGUGUGGAGCCUUCAUGACGGCAGUUAUAGAGCCAAUAGCUGCUGGUAGUGGUAUCCCUCAGAUCAAGUGUUUCCUGAAUGGCGUGAAGGUGCCACAUGUGGUGCGAAUAAAAACUCUGGUCUGUAAAGUGCUGGGGGUCAUAUGUGCUGUAGCUGGGGGACUUGUGGUGGGCAAGGAAGGUCCAAUGAUUCACUCUGGGGCUGUGGUGGCUGCUGGAAUUUCUCAGGGCAAGUCGGACACCUUCCAUGUUGAUUUCAAGAUUCUGCAGUAUUUCCGGUCAGACAAAGAGAAGCGUGACUUUGUGUCAGGAGGAGCAGCAGCCGGGGUAUCAGCUGCCUUUGGGGCACCUGUGGGGGGUGUACUGUUCAGUUUGGAGGAGGGGGCCAGCUUCUGGAACCAGGCACUUACUUGGAGGAUUUUUUUUGCAUCCAUGUUGUCGACCUUCUCCUUGAACAUUGUACAAAGCUAUGUCAAGGGUACACCCUGGAGCCUUUCUUCACCGGGUCUCUUCAACUUUGGCAAGUUUGAUACGACGGACUACUCAGGACUUGAGAUUCCUCUCUUUAUCCUCAUGGGUGUGUUUGGUGGACUUCUUGGAGCUGCAUUUAAUCACAUCAAUUACAAAUUGACCAUUUUUCGUAAAAAGUACAUCACAAGCAGGGGAACUCAAGUUUUAGAAGCCAUUUUGGUUGCUGUAGCAACAGCAACGGUCAGCUACCUGACACUGUAUUUCAACAAUGACUGCCAGCCAAUGAGGAAAGACCCAGAUGAAGACAGUGUACAAUUUUUCUGUGAUGAUGGCCAGUACAGUGCUACUGCUGGUUUAUUGUUCCAUACUCCAGAGGAAAGCAUAAAGGAAUUAUUUCAUGAUAUACCUGGUACAUUCCGACCUGCAACCCUGGCUGUCUACUGUCUGUGCAGUUUCUUCCUGGCCUGUUGGACCUACGGACUGUACGUGCCUAGUGGCCUGUUUAUACCCAGCAUUUUGAUUGGUGCCUCCUGGGGAAGACUGCUGGCUGUCCUGCUCAAGUCUGCCUUUCCUUCUGCCACCUGGGUUAACUAUUCCAAGUAUGCUUUGCUAGGAGGAGCUGCACAGCUAGGAGGUAUUGUAAGGAUGACCAUUAGCCUGACGGUUAUCAUUACUGAGGCAACUGGAAACAUCACACUUGGUCUUCCUGUCAUGAUUGUGCUGAUGGUGUCAAAGUGGAUUGGAGACAUCUUCAAUGAGGGUAUCUACGACAUGCAUAUCCACAUACAAGGCGUUCCACUCCUUGGCUGGGAACCCUCUUCCAUGCUUACCAACAUCUCUGCCACGGAAGUAAUGAGCCAUCCUGUCACCGUGCUGAGGUCGUACGAGUCAGUAGGGCGUAUUGUCAACAUCCUUAAGAAUGAGACACAUAAUGGGUUCCCGGUAGUGGAGGACUAUGAUCCCUUCACUGAGGAGUCUCCUGACUCCGGGACCUUUGGAACAUUCCAUGGAACCAUCCUUAGGUCUCAGCUUGUCACCCUGCUUAAACUAAAGGUGUUUGAGGAACAUGAAGAUGCACAACAGAUAAAGAAAAUACUAAGUAUAAAAGAUUUCAGGGAUGCCUACCCCAGGUUUACACCUAUACAUCGAAUAAACAUUUCUGCACAAGAACGGAAUUUCCACAUUGACCUAAAGCCAUAUUUUAAUCCUGGCGCCUAUUCUGUUUCACACUGUGCAUCCUUUCCAAGAAUUUUCCGCCUGUUCAGGGCGCUUGGACUGCGGCAUGUUGUUGUGGUCAACAGACAACAACAGGUGAUCGGCAUGGUGACCAGGAAGGACCUUGCGAGGUAUAGGAUCACACAGCACUUGGGCAAGGUCAACAUGGAGGAGCUCCCCAUCACAAACUGACCAGCUCCCCAUCACAAACUGACCAGCUCCCCAUCACAAACUGACCAGCUCACAUGCAGUUCUACCAUAUGGUAUUUCAGCAUAGACCCUAGAAUCAAUUUACCUCAUGGACUCCUCCAUUACAAAGAAAUCAGAAUCUCAACAAAGCAUUUACAUGCAUGUUUGCUGUGAUUGAAACUUCCAUUUCUGUCCACGAUUUAAAUGUAGACACCUUUAUGUGGAUUGGUGCUAAUGUUAUGAAGCAAUGACAUGUUCUAAAAGAAUUUGUGAUAUUUCUUGACAGUAUAAAGUUUAGCCUUAAGUUCAAGUGUCCUCACUGGAAGUCACCAAAGAUGGACGUCUAUAGAGAUUUUAUGAUAUGGUAAAACGAACUGACAUGUACAUUGGAGUCCUCAAUAUAUAGCAAGUGUAGUAAAUAAAGUGAGCAGUCAUCUUGACAUCGAGGGAAUUUUAAGAGUGAUAUUGAAACUGCUGGGGGGGGGGGG